This is a messenger RNA of Hypomesus transpacificus, 1645 nucleotides long. RefSeq lists its product as uncharacterized. The transcript is spliced from 2 exons. Lineage: Eukaryota; Metazoa; Chordata; Actinopteri; Osmeriformes; Osmeridae. The coding region runs from base 39 to 1559 and encodes 506 amino acids. The record is from RefSeq and is a predicted model, not a curated record.
CCGCCCAAAACUCUGUCACCACGUUUACUUCCGCUGCAAUGGCAUCCAUCGUCGAUAUUGAUUGUCCAAAGCUAGUCAAGAGAAAAGAAUCAACGAAAAAGUUCAGAUAUCAGCGACAAUCUGGUACCACUGCCGAACACUGUUGUGUGCCUUUAUGCCAGAACUCAAGUAAGUACAACGGUGUGCUUAGUUUUUUUACCUUUCCUGUGGAUGAGGAGCUCAGACGCAAAUGGGUAGUCGUCAUCCGCAGGGGUCACUUUGUUAUUACACCUCACACCCGGGUGUGUAGUCGGCAUUUUAAAGAGGAGGAUAUACGAGAGCCUACAUCAGAGAACGGGCGGCGAUUACUUAAAAAGGGAGCUGUUCCAGCAUUAUUUCAGUGGAACAACUUCUCCCUUCCCCCUCCAAGACCGGGUGUCUGGGAGAGAAGACCGAGACCGCCACCUAAGGAGAGCCUUCCAGAAAGCGCAGACGCAUUAGGCCAAGAGGACCAUGACUACGCCGUGGGUCCCGAUCCCGCAUUUGUGGACCUGGUGCUUGAGGAAAAUGCAGCUCUUCAAGAGGAAACCCGCCAGCUGAGACAGCAGGUCGAGAGACUUACGUUGACGCAGAGGUUCGGCAUCCACCGUUUCGCUUCCUCGGACAAAGACAUCCGUUUUUUCACCAGGUUUGCAUCACAUGAUCUGCUCAUGCGUUUCUGGGCCUUGAUCGAACCUUCUCUGCCAUCAAUGACGAGUGUAAGGCAAGCUCAGAGAGGCACACUCACUGAGGCAAACGCUACCAUCCACUCCCUUCAGCCCAUCGAUGAGCUGUUCCUAUUUCUCAAUUACCUGGCCCUUGGCUCCAAGCAGCGGGAUCUUGCUGACCGGUACGAAGUCCAUCAGUCCACAGUCAGUCGGAUCAUCACAUCAUGGAGCAACUUCUUACAUGCAGUGCUUGGCUCGGUGAGGAUUUGGAUACCCCAGGAGCAGAUCCAGGAACAUUUGCCAGCAGAUUUCAAGGACUACCCUGACACUAAUGUCAUCCUUGACUGCACGGAGUUGAGGUGUCAGUGCCCAUCUUCCCCGCUCCUCCAGAGUGAGGUAUUUUCCAGUUACAAGUCCCACUGCACUCUGAAAGGACUCAUUAGGAUUGCCCCACAUGGGGCAAUAACAUUCAUAUCUGGACUGUACGCCGGGUCAAUCAGCGACAAACAGAUCACACGUGAAUGUGGUGUGCUUAAACUCCUGAAACCUGGGAUGGCUGCCAUGGUAGACAGAGGUUUUCUCAUUGAUGACAUUGCACCGUGCAAAGUUUACAGACCAGCAUUCCUGUCCGGCAGGUCUCAGAUGUCAGCUUGUGAUGUUAGGGAGACCCAGGCCAUUGCACGUCUCAGGGUCCAUGUUGAGCGUUUAAUUCGGCGGGUAAAGGAGCACAAAUUCUUUGACUCAGUAAUACCCCUUCGGCUUUUUGGAAGCAUUAAUCAAAUUUACACCGUGGCCUGUCUCCUCACAAAUUAUGAGAACGGGCCUCUUGAAAAGCAUGGGCUAAGUAAGUGCUUAUAUUUGCUUUUAUUGUAAAUAUCUUUGUAUAGUGUGCUGAUAUGUACCAAGGAGUUCAUUUAAUUUCCUUCAUUACAUACAUACAUACAUACAUACAUACAUAC